AUGGCGCGGGCGCUGCGGGCGCUGGGCGAGCAGCUGCAGGCCGAGGCCACGUGCCCGCUGUGCCUGGAGCUCUUCUCCCAGCCCGUGCUCACCGCCUGCGGCCACAGCCUGUGCUCGGCCUGCGCUCGGCUCCUGCUGGGCUCCCCGCCGCGCCCCGCCGCCUGCCCGCAGUGCCGCGCCGCCGUGGAGCCCGGCUCGCUGCGGCCCAACUUCCCGCUGGGCGCCGUGGCCGAGCUGGCGGCCGCCGUGGAGGAGGCGGCGGGGGAAGAAGCGAAGCGGCCGCGCUGCCCCGAGCACGACGAGGUUUUGGAGCUCUUCUGCCACAGCUGCUUUCGGGCGCUGUGCCCGCGGUGCCCCCGGGAGGCUCCGCGCUGCCGGCAUCGAGCCCGGCCGGCGGAGGAAGCCGCGACGAUAAUGAGGGAAACACUCCAGAGCAAUCUGGCAUUUCUAGAGAAAGAGAAGGAAGAGUUUAAUCCCGAAGGAGAAACCAGAAGUAACGUGCUGAUGGGGACGGUGGCCUCAGAGCAGCAGAAGCUUCGUGCUGCCUUUGAGCAGCUGCAGCAGUUUCUGAAGGAGCAGGAGGGCACUCUGCUGGCCCAGCUCGAUGAGGCACACGAGAGGCUGAUGGAGCAGCACCAAGAGUACGUCUGCCGUGUUUCAGAGAGGAGGAGGCUGCUGGAGGAGCUGGUUGUGGAGAUCCAGAAGAAACGUGACCAGCCGGCAGUUGAGUUCCUGACGGAUAUUGCUGGCAUUCUGGACAGGUGCAUGGAAGCGAAGCUCCCUGUCCCAGAGCCGGUCUCCCCAGAGCUGCAGAGGACAGUCAGCAACCUGUGCAAGACGAGCGAGCAGGUCCAGGCUGUGCUGGGUGACUUCAGAGUGAACCUGCUGAGCAAGUUGGACACAGAAAGAGUGAAGGUGUUGCUGGACCUCGAGACAGCAAGCCCGUACCUGACCAUCUCAAGUGACUGCAGAACCCUGCAGAUAGCAGAAGGACAGCAGGACCUCCCUGACACUCCCAAGAGGUUUACGGGCACCGCCAGCGUGCUGGGAUCUGAGGGCUUCACGGCUGGGAGGCACUACUGGGAGCUGGAGGUUGGGGAUGGGAACAACUGGGCUGUGGGGGUGGCCCUGGAGUCUGUGCAGAGGAAGGAGCCACUCAAGGUGGCUAUGGAGAAGAUCUGGGCCCUGCGGAUGGACUGGGACAGCAGCUACACAAUGCUGACCAUGCCGCCCACCCCGCUGAGCCUGGAGGAAGAACCACGGCGCAUCAGGGUCCAUCUGGACUAUGAGGCCGGGCAAGUAACCUUCUACAACACUGACAACAUGCGACAGAUCCUGCAGUUCAAAGUCUCCUUCAGCGAGAAGGUCUUCCCUUACUUCUGGCUCUGGCUGCCAGGAACCUACAUCAAGCUGUGCUCCUGAUGGAGUCGGUCACCCCUGCUCCCCUGCCCACGUCCUGGGUUGAUGAGCAUGGGGAUGGCACAGCAUCCAUGCAAACUCACUGCACCUCUGCCCUGGUCGUUGCUGCACUUCCUCCUGCUGAGUCCUUCAGAGCAUUAAAAUCAUUAGAAUUGUA
Molecule: messenger RNA, 1576 nt
Organism: Centrocercus urophasianus (Greater sage-grouse)
Lineage: Eukaryota; Metazoa; Chordata; Aves; Galliformes; Phasianidae
Product: E3 ubiquitin-protein ligase TRIM7-like
Exons: 7
Coding region: 1-1422 (473 amino acids)
Molecular function (GO): zinc ion binding; protein binding
Source: RefSeq, a predicted model, not a curated record